Molecule: messenger RNA, 2125 nt
Organism: Oryctolagus cuniculus (rabbit)
Lineage: Eukaryota; Metazoa; Chordata; Mammalia; Lagomorpha; Leporidae
Gene: SLC16A13
Product: solute carrier family 16 member 13
Biological process (GO): transmembrane transport; monocarboxylic acid transport
Molecular function (GO): monocarboxylic acid transmembrane transporter activity
Source: RefSeq, a predicted model, not a curated record
GAGACUGGCACGCCCCCCGGCCCCUAACUGAGCACGGAGGUCCGCCCCAUUGCUCCACGCCCCCGGGCGCUUAGGGCGGGGGUUGCCCUCCUGCACCGAUCCUUUCAGGCCGCCUCGUUAGCUCGCUGGGUCCCGAGCCGCCAGGCGGGGGCGGGGGCGGGGGCGAGGGGCGCGUUCGCAGCCCGCGCCCGCUCGAUGGCGCGUAGGGCCGGGCCCCCCGACGGGGGCUGGGGCUGGAUGGUGGUGCUCUCGGCGUUCUUCCAGUCCGCGCUGGUGUUCGGGGUGCUGCGCUCCUUCGGCGUCUUCUUCGUGGAGUUCGUGGCGGCCUUUGAGGAGCAGGCAGCGCGCGUCUCCUGGAUCGCCUCCAUCGGGAUCGCCGUGCAGCAGUUCGGGAGCCCAGUGGGCAGUGCCCUGAGCACGAAGUUCGGGCCCCGGCCGGUGGUGAUGAGUGGCGGCCUCCUGGCCGCGCUGGGGAUGCUGCUGGCCUCCUUUGCUACCUCCUUAACCCACCUGUACCUGAGCAUUGGGCUGCUCUCAGGCUCUGGCUGGGCCUUGACCUUCACUCCAACCCUGGCCUGCCUGUCCCGCUACUUCUCUCGCCGCCGAUCCCUGGCCACCGGGCUGGCCCUGACAGGCGUGGGCCUCUCCUCAUUUGCAUUUGCUCCCCUCUUCCAGUGGCUGCUCAGCUACUACGCCUGGCGGGGGGCCCUGCUGCUCGUGUCCGCCCUCUCCUUGCACCUGGUGGUCUGCGGAGCUCUCCUCCGCCCGCUCUCCCUGGCCGAGGACCCUGUUGUGGGUGGCCCUGGGGCCCAGCUCAUGUCCCUCCUCCACGAAGGCCCCUUUCUCCGUUACACCGUUGCCCUCACCCUGAUCAACACUGGCUUCUUCAUCCCCUAUGUGCACCUGGUGGCUCAUCUCCAGGACCAGGGCUGGGACCCAUUGCCUGCUGCCUUUCUGCUCUCCGUGGCUGCCAUAGCUGACCUCGUGGGGCGCGUGGCCUCUGGCUGGCUGGGAGAUGCAAUCCCAGGGCCCGUGACACGACUUCUGAUGCUCUGGAGCGCCCUCACUGGGGUGUCACUAGCCCUGUUCCCUGUGGCCCACACCUCCACAGCCCUGGUCAUCCUGGCUGUGGCCUAUGGCUUCUCAUCAGGGGCCCUGACCCCAGUGGCCUUCUCCGUGCUGCCGGAACUGGUCGGGACGGCAAGGAUUUACUGUGGCCUAGGACUGGUGCAGAUGGUAGAGAGCAUCGGGGGGCUGCUGGGGGCUCCUCUGUCAGGCUACCUCCGUGACAUGACAGGGAACUACACAGCUUCUUUUGUGGCGGCUGGGGCCUUCCUCCUGGCUGGGAGUGGCGUCCUCCUCACCCUGCCCCACUUCUUCUGCUUCUCAGCGACUGCCUCCAGGCCCCAGGCCCCUGGAACAGAGGCGCUGGAGACCAGAGUCCCUCCGGCCAAGGCGGAGGGGCCUGGAGAGGACUAAAGGCCACCCAGGGUGCCAGGGGUCUUCCGCUUGGCUCCCUCGACUUCCCCUGAAGGAUCCAGGAGUUCCCGCUGCACUGAGCCGCGAAUCCACUGUAAAACUCCACGGCCAGGAGACUGGACACAUUUUACAUACGACCUCUGCUGCUGUGUCCCGUUUCUCCUCGGAAGACGCGUGUGUGGGAAACAAGGUCGGCCCUUUGAGAGGAGACGGAAUAGGAGACCCAGAUGAGCCCCACCACCUCACAAACAGCAAGGGGACCCGAUGGAGUCACGGCCCAGCAGUGCUGGGCAGGGCUCCGGGAGCUCGGAACCCCGAACUCUGCUGUCGGGGCCACAGCUCCUCCCUCCUCUUCCCCGCUGUCCCUGUGACAUGUCCAGGGGACACUAGGUCAUCCCCUAAGGGAAAGGGGCAUGGAGCAGGUGGCUCCUCCAAGCAUCACUCCCGGCCCGCGACAGUGGAAACUGAUGGCAGAGUCCCUGUUAUGGCAAAGAUUUGGACAGAAAGAUGAGUGGACUGACCAGGCUGACAAACACCCUUCCCCACCCCCAGGGCCUACUGGGAUCCUGUCCUCAGUCAUCUUGGUUAUUUAAGCCCAGUGGCCUCAGGGCCCCAGAAUGGCUAACAGGUGGAGCUAUCAGGAAAA